GUUUUUAGCCCGUUCCUUGGUAAAGAUGGCAGCCAAUAAUGCAGUAUUGAACAGACUGGAGCAAAAGGGUGCAGAGGCGGAUCAAGUCAUUGAAUACCUCAAACAGCAAGUUGCUCUUCUAAAAGAGAAAGCUAUCCUGCAGGCAUCUCUCCGAGAAGAGAAGAAGCUUCGUGUAGAAAAUGCUAAACUGAAGAAAGAAAUUGAGGGACUGAAACAGGAGCUGAUUCAAGCAGAAAUUCAGAAUGGAGUGAAACAUAUCCCAGUUCCAUCCAGUGGAACCAUUUCCACAGCUUCAUUUUCGGAAGACUUACCACAGCCUAUACCUGUCACAUCCUAUCCUUCUGGUCCCAAAGACCAAAUUAAAGAUGGAAGUGAAGAAAAGAAAAAAAAGGAGAAAGCAGAAAAAAAAGGAGAGAAGAGGGAGAAGAAGCAGCAGCCGCCAGCAGCUGGGAAUGAUGGCUCUAGACUGAUGGAUGUUUCUCGUCUGGACCUUCGUGUCGGUUGUAUCAUCACUGCAAAAAAUCACCCUGAUGCGGAUUCUCUGUAUGUCGAGGAGGUGGAUGUUGGAGAAACAAACCCAAGAACUGUUGUUAGUGGCUUAGUGAAGCAUGUGCCUCUUGAACAGAUGCAGAACCGGAUGGUAGUAUUACUCUGUAACCUGAAGCCUGCAAAGAUGAGGGGAGUGGUAUCUCAGGCAAUGGUGAUGUGUGCCAGCUCACCAGAGAAGGUGGAGAUCCUUGCUCCCCCCAGUGGGGCUGUUCCUGGAGAAAGAAUCACCUUUGAAGGUUUUCCUGUAUUGAUCAACUGCACCCAAAUCUGCUGUUCAAGUGUUUUGUGUUUGAAGGAUGAAGAAUUUCUAAAGAAAAUGGUUACAUGGCAGUCUCAAAAUAUAAACCGAGCUAGUCAUUACAAAUAUAUCAUAAGAGAUAUGCACACAUACUUACCAUGAAAAAUAGUUCAUAACCUUAAACCAAAUUAACUCAUUAGUAAAUUCCAAAACUGGAAAGAACACAUAAUUGCCCAAUAUUAGCCACUUUUUAUUUGAAACCAAGGAAAUCCCUGAGAUGAAACAUCUUAAGUCACAUUCUUUUUUUUCAGAUCUUGGAUUCCUUUUGCUUUGACAUUUUCCCAGUGUGGUUUAGCUGGCACUCUGCUGAUUCAUUCUGUUGGAAAAUGUGCUAUUUAAUUAUGUCAAUCUAUUUAACAGGCAGACUUGAAGAGUGCAAAACACUGAAAUUAUCUGCCUUCAAAAAAAAAAAGCUGUUGUGAGAAACACAUUGUUGUGAAUAGAAAACAUAUAUGUUUUCUUUAUUACUCAUUGUUUCCAAAAAAUGUUCAAACUCCCUUAUGCUAUCAGUUCUACUGGACAUGCAGUGGGUAGCACAAGCUGCAGAAUAAGCUUUGCUAGUGGGAAAAUCCUAGUGACAGGAUCAUGAGGGUCAGCCUUGACUGCUCUUUCUCUUAAGCAUAUUUUAUGCUGAGGUCAAACCCAAAAAUCUGGUGUUCAUGCACACUGGUAUUCUACUGACACAGUCUCUUUCUGGAAAGCUGUAUUAUAAAUUAAAUGUGGUGUGAUAGUUCUAAACCUUGGGCCUGCAGCCUGUGAUAGAAGACUUUGUAUGUUGUACAACAGCUUCCUUCUGAUAGGAAGCCAUGUGUCUACAAAAGUAGUAAGGGUACGGGAGGCGGAAAGUUGGAAGAACCCUGCCAACCCAGUUGUAAAUGGUGCCCCUUCAUUGGCCUUACCCUGCAACAAUUUUUUUUGUCCUUCACUAUCAUAAACAUUCGUUUCGUAAAAGAAUAAUAGAUUGAACCAAAAUACAAAAGUAAAAAUUUCUGGGGCACACGGAAGUGUGAUUCAUGUGACACUUUUUCUCCAUUCCCAGUCCACCCAAGUAGAUGUUUUCCAUCCCCAAUGUUAAAUUAUAGAAAUCCUGGUUCACAUAGUAUGAAUCAGAAUUGUAAUUGGAAAUACAUUGGAUGUUAUGGCUGGUAAUUUCUUUCACUAUGGGCUACCUUGGAGCCUAUCUCUAACUUUCAAAGAGAUUUUAAAAUCAUAUCCUUCUAAACUGCUCCUCCUACAGAUUAACCUUAGUGAGAACGUGAUCCUGCCAAUGUCCUUUGUGAGCUGUGUGUUAGACCGUUCGCUAUCUCUUAAGAACAGUGAUCAAAACAGUAAACAUUUAACCUGGAACUGUCCCACAUUGUGUCUUCUUGCUAAAGCUACUAAAGUAGUGAUUUUAUUUUUUAAAUCAGAUGGGUGAAGAGUGUCUCCCUUGGGUUGACUCCUGCAUUAUCUUUAUUACCCAUUGUUUCCAAAAAAAAUUCAAAUUCCCGUAUGCUUGUGUUAAUCCUGCUGACAGCUUUGAGCGGUCAGCCUUGACUUGCUCUUUAUCAUGUCAUAUUUUAUGUUGAGUCCAAACUCAUAAAUCAAAAAUAAAUUAUCAGAAAUAACAUUUGAAAAUGAGGAAAAUGAUCACAGAGCUAUGGAGCUCUGUUACAUUGCAUCCUGUCUGUUCUUGUACACCAAGCCACCUGCCUAAUGGGGCACUUCUGUAGCAAAACAGUUAGAAUUACUUUUAAGGAAAGCUUCGAUCCAUCAUUAGAUUUCCAAAAGUCUUUUCAUAGUGAGAAUCAGCUAUGUCCGCCUUUGUUAUAAAAUUGUUCCCAGGUGUUGGUGCAUAUUGAUAUUCUAUUGACGUAUUCUGUUUCACAAAAGCUGUAUUAUAAAUUAAAUGUCGUAUGAAAGUUGUACUUUAGAACUAAACCUGUGGCCUGCAGUCUAUGAUAGAGCAUUUGUUAUGCUUUACAACCAGUUCCUUCUGAUAUGAAGCCAGAGACAUCUGGGGAGAUUUGAUGCUGCCAAAUGAAGAUUUUUACAACCAUUUUUUCUUUAAAUUGAUUUCUGGAGAUACACAUUUUAGCUACAAAAUAUGGCAACUAUUCCCUAAAGCACCAAUGGAAAAAAUAAUUUUUUUCAGAAAAACUGGUAGCUACGAGACAAAGCCAAUAACUGUUUUUGAGGAUACACCAUUCAUUCUUAACAGCACAAAAUAGACAUUCUAGAAUAGAACCAAUCAUUACAUAUGAAAACAUACAAAACAUAGAUCAAUAAAUAUGAGGAAAGGCUAGAGCAAGCCAACUUGAUAUAAAAGAUAUUCUUUUGCUAGUUGUGAAGGAAACACUUCUAAGUGGCAGUCAGUUUUUGGCAGGAAUCAAGAGUAUUUAUAAAUCGCAAUAAGGUAAUUGGUAUAAAGCAGCACACAAGAUGGAAGGAAUCAUGCAUUCAUACGGUAUAUAGACUAAAAUUUUGAAGGAUAUUAUCAAUGUUUAUUUUUAAGCUUUUUUCUUUUUUUAUCGAUUUUAAAUUUUCAGUUUUUCAAAAUUAUGUGUGUUAAGCUUUCAGAUUUUGUCCAUAUAAAUUUUCACAGUUGUGGGAGAUUGAGGGAUCAGACAGUAGGGGGAGUCAGACAGUAAUUAUUUAAUGACAGUAUAUGUUAAGAUUUAAAAAGUUUAAGCUUCAUAGCCAUUAAAACACAAAUUGUCAACAUAUCGCAUGUCCAUAAAAUCUGUGUCUUCAAAUCAAACUCAAGUCCUCAAGCAGCAUUUUUCUUGCUUUGCCCACCUAUAAAUUUCAAACAUCAUCAAUGGAAAUAUUUUUCCUCAGUUUGUGUGUACUGUGAAAUUGACAUUUACCAUUAAAAAGUCUAAUCCUUCCAAGCCUAAGUGUAAAUAAUAUAUAGCGUGGAAGGUUCGUUUUGUUGUUUAAGAGUAAAUAACUUGCAAGACUUCACAUAAAAUGUAAAUGCAAAACAGAUGUAAUUUAGUAUAUUUCAUUAGGUUCAUUUUUAGGGAUGAGGAAGUAGGACGGGGAAAGAGUGCUGAUUUAAUCACAGUAAAAAAAAAAAACAAAAAAAAACCUGUGAAACACACA
Molecule: messenger RNA, 3934 nt
Organism: Chelonia mydas (Green sea turtle)
Lineage: Eukaryota; Metazoa; Chordata; Testudines; Cheloniidae
Gene: AIMP1
Product: aminoacyl tRNA synthetase complex interacting multifunctional protein 1
Exons: 6
Coding region: 26-949 (307 amino acids)
Molecular function (GO): tRNA binding
Source: RefSeq, a predicted model, not a curated record